Messenger RNA from Eimeria tenella, 1398 nucleotides. RefSeq lists its product as uncharacterized. Gene Ontology annotation, molecular function: glutathione binding; ATP binding; glutathione synthase activity. The transcript has a single exon. Gene Ontology annotation, biological process: glutathione biosynthetic process. Bases 1 to 1398 code for a protein of 465 amino acids. The record is from RefSeq and is a predicted model, not a curated record. Lineage: Eukaryota; Apicomplexa; Conoidasida; Eucoccidiorida; Eimeriidae. Gene Ontology annotation, cellular component: cytosol.
AUGGUGAUGCUGCUAGUGUGUCUCGAGCCCGAGACCAACUUAUUUGAUCAGCUGCAGCUGCAGACAGCAGUGGAGACAGCGAGCGGCGUGCAGCUGCUGCGGCUGUCCCCGCAGCAGCUCUACGACUUGUGGCAGCAGCAGCAGCUGUUGCUGCUGCACCCCGAUGGCAGCAGCAGCAAGUGGAAAUCCGCCAGGGCAGCAGACGAGCCCUGCCCGCCCGCAGGCCGUCUGCUGCUCCGCAGCCUGCCUCCAGGCCGCGGCCCCCGCUGCAACUGCCCCCAGCAGCAGCAGCAGCAGCAGCAGCAGCAGCAGCAGGAGUCCAGCUGCUGCUGCUGCUUGCACGAAGUGUCGCUGCUGCUGCUGCGGUCGCUGUACUGCCCCAGCCACUACCCACACGAAGGCAUUUGGCAGCUGAGAGAAAUGCUGGAGGUCUCCGACGCAAUUAAAGUCCCUUCAGUUGCUGCGCAGCUCGCGGGCACAAAGAAGGUGCAGCAGCUCUUCAGCAGGGACCUGCAGCAGCUCCUGCGGCUGCAGCAGCAGCAGCAGCAGCAGCAGCGGGGGUGCUCCGCUGCGUCCGCACAGGUAGAAGAUGUCCUGCAGCGCUUCUUGCCCUGCCCAGCAGCAAGAGCAGCAGUUCGCGAAGUGCUGCAGCCCCACGUUGACCCUGCAGACACGCCUUUUCCAGCAGCAGCAGCAGCGCCCGCUGCAGCAGCAGCAGCAGCAGCAGCAAGCACCCCACUGGAAGCCUUGAGUCUAGCUAUGGUCAAAGACGCUGUGGCUAACCCCCAGCUCUAUUUGCUGAAGCCCCAGCGGGAAGGCGGGGGCAACAACGUGUGCGGGCCGCUGCUGCAGCAGCUGCUCUCGCGGCACCUUGCUGCUGCUGCUCCUGCUGCUGCUGCUGCUCCUCCUGGCGCCCACUCUGCUGCUACUGCUGCUGCGUCUGCCCCUGCUGCUGCUGCUGCUGCUGCAGGCCUUGCUGGGAAGGCCCCAGACAGGCUUCAGUCUUACGUCCUCGUGCGGCGCAUGUUCCCUCCUGUGCUGCCUUCUUUGUGUUUGAGAAUGGAAGCAGAGCAGCAGCAGCAGCAGCAGCAAGGGCUCUUUUCGUCGGUGCAGUGCCGAGCCAUUGCAACUGUGGGGGAGCUGGGAGUUUUCAGUGCGUUUCUGUACUGCGGAGAAGGGCAGCAGCUGCUAAGCAGCAGCAACGGCAGCAGCAGCAGCAGCAGCAGAUAUGAGCUCAACGUCAGCUGCGGGACGCUGCUGAGGUCAAAAGCAGCAGCAGCAGAUGAAGGUGGAGUUGCUGCUGGUUACGCCCAGCUGGACUCGCCUUUGCUGUUUGCAGGAGAUGAGGCGUGGGCCCUUGUGCAGCAGCUGCAGCAGCUGGGAAGCACCUGGGCGUAA